AUGGAUAGAUUCGGUUCAUUCUCAAAGGUGAAGUUGACAUUCAUGUCAAAGCAAGAGACUGAAGAGCAGAACCGUUUGAAGAAGAUCAAGUUUGAACAUGCCAUUCAACAGCAUGCCAAUGUCAAUAAUUCAGCUGGUGGUAGUGUCGCCAAGCAUCAGAUUGAUGCUAACUCCACUGUUACACUCAUGCCUGACUCUUCACACACAGAAUUCGAUGCCACGGAGUUCCUUCGAUUCAACUCUGUAAAGUACAAGCCAUCUUCUCAUUCAACUAGCUCAUCAUCGAAUGGACAGAACACACCUGGGCGUCCAAUACCUCCACAACAACGCGCCAGUCCAGCGCCACUCUCAAUGAACUUGGGCAACACUUCACCAAAGCCCUUGGCCACUUCGACAACUCCGUUGAAGACGACGACAAUGACAACACCAAUGCCAACUCUUUCACCAAUCAAACCUACUUUGAACACGAAUACAAAGCUUAUACUAAAUACCAAUGGCAAUGGAAAUACACUCAAUCGAUCACCUCUUAAACCUACUUUAAACAUCAACAAACCAUUGUCUUCAUUGAAUGGCAAUGUCAAUGGCAACACAACAUCCUCACAUAAUGUACCAAGCAAGGACUUCACAUCAGUGGCUACUUCCACUUCAACUACUUCGUCACUGUCUUCAUCAAACUCAACCAAUACAAUCAACAAUGCACCUGGAGACGAUCCGAUCAACUUCAUGGUACUAAAUCCAAAGACAUCAACUGCUGCCACAGCAGUAUCAACAUCCGACGCCGCUCAGCCAUCAGACAACAACCAAACAACAGACAUCUUAGACUUUGACUUUGAUGAUUUCAACACAGAUGCAUCAUCAUCAUGCUCUAUCAAAGCUACACCCUCCAUAUCCAACAUAUCCAUUCCCUCAUUCUCACACAGUAGCAUACUUAAGCCACGAUCAACAACAUCAUCAACAUCCUCAUCAACAUCCUCAACAUCAACUUCAUCAUCGAAAACAUCAACUACAACUACUUCAACUACAAAUAAUGCCAAUGACAAGUUUGAUCAAUGGAAGAACUCAGACGCUGACCCAACAAAGACUCACAUCUCUGUCGAUGAGAUCAAGGCGAGGAUCGCACAUGAGCCAUUUAGAAAGUUUGCAAUGUUGGUGAAGGACUCGAUCAUUGACGUCCAGACAACGAAACCCUAUUCAGCCGAUCUCCAAGCACUGCCCAGCGACCUGAACAACCACCUAAAGAGCGCAAUGGCCAGAAUGAAGAGACAACAGCUCUACUCACAUCAGCUCGAGUGUCGACAGGCUGUGCGCAGCAUGCAAGACGUGAUAAUCACGACACCAACGUCCAGUGGCAAGUCCCUCUCGCUCUUCCUGCCCAUCUUUGAAGAGAUAAUCAACCAAAAGGCGCGUGGACAAAAGUCCUGCGCGGCAAUGUUCCUCUUCCCCCUGAAUGCGCUGGCCAACAAUCAGCAAAAGGCCAUCGAGAGCUUCAACGCGGAGAUUGACGCGCAGUUCCGUCUAAAGAUCAAGUUUGUCAAUGGCGAGACGGACAAGGCGUCGCUGCCCGAUAUCUUUAGCGAGCCCUACCCCGACAUCCUCCUGACCAACCCCGACUGGGUACACUACCAGUUGCAACGCGGCGGAUUCGUCGAGAAGUGGAAAGGCUGGCGCGCCUGGUUCGCCAAGCUCAGGUUCAUCGUGCUGGACGAAGCGCACACGUACUCUGGCAUCAUGGGCUGUCACUUUAUCAAUCUAUUGCGACGAAUUACCAACUACCACGCGAUCGUCUCGAGCACCAGCCCAUCAACAAACACGCUACAGUAUAUGUUGGCAUCGGCAACAAUUGGAAACCCGAUACAAAUGGCCAAGAAGCUGUUGAGCAAGCCAGACACUCAUUCAAUCCAUCUCAUUGAUCGCAAUGGCUCGGGAUCAUUCUCCAAGGUCUACAUCACAUUGAAGCCAUCCACCAUCAGUCAAUACCAUACUCCAGGCAAUGUGAUCCAUCACUGGGUCGAGAACAACCUAAAGGGUAUCGUGUUCUGCAACACCAUCAGAGGUGUCAACGGACUGAUACAAUACCUUGGAUCGGAUUCAAAAUAUACGAGAACAGCCAGACAAGUCAAAGCAUACUAUUCAUCUUUGAAACCAUUCCUCAAACAAGAGACAUUGAAUCAACUCAAGUGUGGACAGACCAAGGUCAUCAUUGCCACAAACGCGCUAGAGGCUGGUGUCGAUAUCUCAGAGUUGGAUUCAUGUCUAAUCAUUGGAUAUCCAGGUUCCAAAAUGAGUUGGAAGCAAAGAAUUGGACGUGUUGGACGAUCCAAGAUGGGUCUGGUCGUGUUCAUUCCAUCUAAUACACCCCUGGACAAGUACUACUCCCAACACCUAUCAUCAUUGUUGGAUGGCGACACUGAGAGUCUAUCAUUCAAUGGUGACUUCCCGACAGUCUUAUCCGCUCACCUAUUAUGCGCCACACAUGAGAUUGGUAUACCUGUGAACUACGAACAGUUGGGGCAGAAGUUUGGACCACAGGCCAAGCCGAUCAUUGAUGAGCUGGUCAAGACGGGCAAGAUAAAGGUGCAGACUGUGGGCAACAAGACGUUGUGGCGAUCAUCUGACUAUGUACACAAUACUCUGUCCAUCCGCGGUGGCACUGGAUUGAACGAGGUGGUCGUGGCCAAAGUGGGCAAGCAGGUACAGAUCGAGGAGAUGUCCAAGAUGCAGGCCAUCACCCGUCUGUUCCCCGGCGCCAUCUUUAUGUCCCACAACACCGAGUCGAUGGACAUCUAUCAGGUGCUCUCGCUGGACAUGGCCAAGCACGGAGAGCCCGGCACUGCGCAGCUGGAGAGGAUGCGCAUGGCCGCCAACACACGCAUCACCACGACACCGACCAAGUCGUGCCAGGUGGACAUUGUGUCAGUGCUUCAGAGGAAGACUGUGGCAAUGCGUGGCAACCUUCCACCUUUGGAGAUCACAUUUGGUGUGGCCAAGUACACGACCAUCGUGCGAGGCUACGAGAAACGCACAUACAGUCAAGUACGAUCAAGCACAGGGCGCACACUCAAUGACUCCCAUUACAACUCAACAUCAGAGUCACAGAAGUUCAGCCUCAAGGAACCACUCCAGGUCCACUACGAGACACCAUUCAUCCAGUUUGCAUUCCAAGAGCAAUCAAGAUUAGAUCCAAAGGCAACACUAAGACAGCUAUUCAACAAGCGCAUUGAAUCAUUCAAGAAGAGUAGCCUGUGUUUGAAUAGCAGGGACUUUGAGCCAAAGAUCGAUGAUUUGAUCGAGAUGGGCGAAGUGAUGGUCAUGCUACAUACUAUAGUUCAUCAGAUACUGGCCACAGUGCCAUCGAUACUGUUAACAUCGCGCAACGAUGUGGAGGAGUGUAUACCGACCGUGACGCCUGUGCUCGACGGUGACUUUGGCCGCAACAAUCAGACGUUGGACGUUACCAACUUCCUGGACCAGGCCGACCGCAUCUAUCUGCUGGACAGUGCCGAGGGUGGCACAGGCUCAUGCCAAGACAUCUUUGACCACAUCGAUGAGAUCUUUGCCAAGUGUGCCGAGUUCCCGCCCUGUCCAAACUGUGCCGCCAGUGUCGAGGAAGGCACCAUUCUCUCUGAAGACUUUGGCUGCAUCUUUUGUCUACAUUCCAAUCAUUGCCAAAGAGGUGUACUUAAGAGUAUGGGUGUCUGUCAACUUGACAACAUAACUAAUGCGAAUGUGAAUGUGAAGUGA
Molecule: messenger RNA, 3741 nt
Organism: Acytostelium subglobosum LB1
Lineage: Eukaryota; Evosea; Eumycetozoa; Acytosteliales; Acytosteliaceae
Exons: 3
Coding region: 1-3741 (1246 amino acids)
Molecular function (GO): nucleic acid binding; ATP binding
Source: RefSeq, a predicted model, not a curated record